AUGAAGAAGAUCAUGAAACUCUCUGCAAUAACAAUGAUGGUCACUCUUAUUGUUCUUGCUUCUAGUCUUGUCCAGGCGAGGACUGUGCCGAAUCAAGACUUGGAAACAGAGUCCAUUUCUCUCCCAUCACCACAACAGGAUCCGAAGGAAUCGGUGGAGCAAAUUUGGCCACCCCUUAUGUAUUGCCCACCUGAACUUCAUAGUAGAUGCAUAUUCCCACCCCCAGUGCAGGAUCCCAAGGAAUCGGUGGAGCAAUUUUUCCCACCCCUUAUGUAUUGCCCACCUGAGCUUCAUGGUAGAUGCAUAUUCCCACCCCCAGUGCAGGAUCCGAAGGAAUCGGUGGAGCAAAUUUGGCCACCCCUUAUGUAUUGCCCACCUGAACUUCAUGGUAGGUGCAUAUUCCCACCUCCAGUGCAAGCUUAA
Molecule: messenger RNA, 423 nt
Organism: Microthlaspi erraticum
Lineage: Eukaryota; Viridiplantae; Streptophyta; Magnoliopsida; Brassicales; Brassicaceae
Source: the annotation of a GenBank genome assembly